AUGCAUCAGCCUCCUGUUCUUCCAUUGACAGAAGAAAACCUACUCAUCUUGUCAAGCAAUAACAAUGAAAUGCUGGAGCGUUACUGUCAAGAAAUGACACUUCAAAGAGUGCGCUGUCAAUCCACACCGCCUCAAUUGACGACACAGCAGCAGCAGCAGAAGAACAACGACAUUGUGUUUGCUUCUCCUCGUAUUCUGCCAUUCCCAUAUCACAAUGAUUCCAUGUUUCUUCCGACAGCCGAGCAGAUUCAAUACCAAAUGGCCUCCUCUUGCAAUGAUAAUUUUAGCUCUUCAGGAACAUCUCGGGCCGACUCCUCAUCAAGCAUCAUUCCUCCAUCGCCAUCGUUCAUGUCCCGACCAAAACGACCUCAAUCAACAAAUACCAAUAUUCGUGGCAGUAGUAACUACAGCGUUUCGUCAAUUUCACAUCAUCAUCAACAUCGGGGAAGAAGAUCUCUGCCUGCUCGAUUGGACAGUUUGGUAAUGACAAAUAGUCUUAGUAAACACAGGUUUUUGCGUCGGUCUUCAUCAUGUUCCUCAUUUGGGUCUUCCUCUGUUUCGUCAUUAGAAGUGAUUGAAAAUAAUUACGCCCAUCAACAACAACAACAACAAUCAGUACAACCACAACCUCAUCUCAGUCAUACCAAAAAGCCUUGGCUGAAGCGUAUUUUCAAAUUCUUCAACAAGAACACCAAGCAACAGCAACAACAACAUCAAGAUGGGAACCCAGUCUGGUACUGCCAAUAUUCAAAAAAUCCAACGUCUCGUUUUGAAAAGUACUACAACCAAAAGCAAAUGAUCAUUGUGUCAUAA
Messenger RNA from Mucor velutinosus, 813 nucleotides. RefSeq lists its product as uncharacterized. Bases 1 to 813 code for a protein of 270 amino acids. The transcript has a single exon. The record is from RefSeq and is a predicted model, not a curated record. NCBI's taxonomy places the organism in Eukaryota, Fungi, Mucoromycota, Mucoromycetes, Mucorales, Mucoraceae.